GUGGGGGUGAAAGGGCAGAGGGAGGCGGCGCCAUUUUGAUAGCGAGGGGUUGCCAGCGCUCCCCUCCCCUACCCUCCCGCUGCCGGCAGUGCGCUGCUCGCCGGGGCGGCGGAAGACGGGCGGGCGCCUCUGCCUUGAGAUGCUUCAUGCUGAAAGUAGAGUAAGGCUCUUGGAGUGUCAGGAUGAAAUCACAAUUGAACCAUGUUCUAAAAAAAUGAAGUCAACAGAAGGGGCUUACGAGAAACUCUCCAAUGAUGAUAACCAAGGUGUUCAAGAGGAAGUAGACACUGAGAAAGCAUCAAAUGAUUUAAUACCAGUCUAUGCCUCAGAUAGCCAAGGACAACAUGAAAUGCAGAAGCGCGAGAAAACACCUCUUGGUGUCUUGGGAGCACUGCAUGAAGUGCUCCCUGAAUGUAAUCUAGUGCUUAGUCAGCCAACUGAUCCAGAAACCAUACAGAAUGUAAAUCCUCCAUCUGCAUCAAUAAAUGACACUAAAGUUGAAGAAAAGAAAGGCCCUUUUAUUACAAAUAGUGCUGGUGGAGAUAAUAUUAGAAAUAGCAGCACAUCAUUCUCAGUAAAUAGAAAUGCAUCAGAUGAAGAAUUUUUUACAAGCAAAGAAUUUAUCGGGCCAAUUUACAAGCCUGCUGAAAGUAACAAACAGGACAAAUCUGGCGGUUGCAAUGAGUGUAGAAGCAGUGAGGGAGAUGAAAAUGAAUUGCAUGAAGACAGAUCUAAAAGAAAGGAGGCAAAGAAGAUGCAGGCUGUUUCUUCUGCUGUACCAGAAAUAGAUGAUGAACUAGACCAGUUCUAUAAAGAAAUUCACCAGCUGGAAAAUGAAAAUUUAGAUACUAAUUUUCAAAAGAAAGAAACUGAAACUUCUCAGGAACAAUACUCUCCAUAUAACUGUAGUCAAACCUCACAAGAGGAUUAUCAAUGUGUGAUGUUGGGCAGCCCACAACCAUUUUAUGAGGAUGGACAGUGUUUCUUUGGGGAACAGAACAGUCAGAAAACAAGUGAUGCGCAGCAAUUUGUUGUGGAAGCAAGCAGCUGGAAAACUGAAAAUACCUUUGAUGGACAAGAAGAUUCUAGAUAUCAGAACUACUCAGUGCCUGAAUUCAGACCUGCUUGGCAGUCAACAGAGUCUUUCAUAGUACCUCAGGGACCUCUUCCUCCUAGAUUCAACCAUCAGUCACAUUUUCAGAUACUUAAUUCCCCACCACAAAACCCAAAUGCUGUCCCUUCUCAGAAUGCUGAACUUUCUUACAAAAAUUAUCAUGGUUACCAUGGAAAUACUGAUAUCAACAGCCAUGGUCCAUUGCUUGAUCAAAGUAGCAACUAUGCUGGUCAUAUUGAUAUCCAUACUACUCAGGUCUUCAGAAAUGGGAAUAAUGACCAGAAUGGACUCCACAGUAAUGGUUUCUGUGAAACCAGAGAAGAGUGUUGGAAGGAUCCAAAAGUUGACAAUACAGGAGUGCACAGCUUUUCUUCCUUGCAGUUACCUGAAGAAAGAUUCGUUUGUUCACAGAAAUUGCUCCUCAUCUUAAGAGGCCUACCUGGUUCAGGGAAAUCAACACUUUCUCGUAUUCUGCUUGGCCAAGGUCAUGAUGGCAUUGUAUUCAGCACUGAUGAUUAUUUUCGUCAACAAGAUGGAUAUACAUAUAAUGCUGCUCAGCUUGGUGAUGCACAUGACUGGAACCAGAAGAGAGCAAAGCAAGCAAUGGAGCAAGGAAAAUCUCCAGUUAUAAUAGACAACACUAAUACUCAAGCCUGGGAAAUGAAGCCAUAUGUGGAAGUGGCUCUAGAAAAGGGAUACAGAGUGGAGUUCCAUGAGCCAGAUACUUGGUGGAAGUUUGAUCCUGAAGAAUUAGAAAAGAGGAAUAAACAUGGGGUCACUCGUGAGAAGAUUGCUCAGAUGUUGGAACGAUAUGAAUAUCAAAUAUCCAUACCUAUUGUCAUGAAUUCAGUGAUACCUCCCCACAAAAACACUCAAAGGCCACCUCUGCAGCGAAGACAUAGGGAGACAAUUUUAAAGAAGAAUGCUGGGCGCCUGUUGACAAAAGCAAAGCAGAGGAAAAAGCGAAAAAGAAACAAAAAAAUGAAAGGCAAUCAUACAGACAUUAUGAAGAAAAAGUUAGGCAGAGCAGCUCAUCAUCCAAUUCCAGUUGUCCAGGACACAUCAGACAGUGAAGAGGAUGAUUCAGAAGAUAACAGCAAAUCAUUGUGUAUGUUCAGUGAAGGUCCAGAGGAUCCAGUAACAGUUCGUGAAAAGCAGUCUAGUGAUGAUGAUGAAAGCUUAAAAGAAGCUGCAGUGGUUGCAAGAGAAAGGCUUCCCAUUGCUGUGUCUGAGGUCUCAAUGAUGUUGAACAGUGCAUUGAAAAAUGAACUGCCUGUAGAAAGUGACAGUUCACUUCUAAUAGAUGUAAAACCUUUUUCUACUGAAAACCAAACCAAAAAUGCAUUUGAUGAUGAGGAAAAAAAUCAAAGGCACAAAGAAAAUCUUUGCAGAAGCAGUUCCCUAAAAAUAAGCAAUGAUAAAAAUUCCACCCAGGAAACAGAAGGCACCUCUGAAGAUUAUAACACACCACUGUUAAGCAUGGAAAACAAACUCAGAUCAUAUAAAAUUACAUAUGAACCUGACAUGGAAGCUAAACUGUUAAGUUUAAAUGGUGAAGGAAAAGAAAUCUCUCAGUGUUACGAUUCAAGCGUAUGCAAUUACAUGCCUGAUAAUAACACAGAGGAUAAAGGUGCAAUAAAAGCAGAAGAGAAUAGCUCUAAUGCCUGGGCUUUUUUUUCCAUUACUUUACCUACUGAGGAAUUGCAGUUGAGCUUUGAUACCCAAGUUUCUCUGUCUUCUUGGUCUGAGGAUAAAUUUGUAGGUGAACAAAGACCCCCAAAAAUCAGGAAACCUAAACAGAUUCAUACGAACAGUUCAACACAGCUAAACUGCUGUCGGUCAAAUGAAGGAUUGAUAAAGGAAAACCAUCAGGUAACAGUAACUGAGGAGGCUGGUAAUAUAAAUAAUGGCCUAUCAGCAUCUCCAGCUGGCGAAGUACACUUUGAUUCCCUUGUGGAAGCCAGGGCCACCUUCAUGCAGUGUUCGAGUGAAGUAAAUGUUCCAAGAAAUGACGCUGUGCCAAUUACAUCGAAGAGGAAAAGAUACAGAAGAAUUGUCAACUUAGCGCCAAGGUUUAAUUUACCAAGACAGAUCACUGGUAGUAUAGAGGGAGAGAAGGAGGUCCCAAGAAAAGAUGAUGUUCCCCAAAAAAGUGUUUUAGAAGUGGAGCAGAAGAGCUUUCUAAGCAAGGACCAUGGAGAGGAACAUGAGCAGAACUGUUCAUUGCAGGAAUAUUCUGCACUUUACAGUGGCACUGAGGCAACCUGUUCCUUACCCACCCCAGAUGCAGAUGCUCUGUUACGUGAUAUUUCUUACAUUGAUUUGGGACAAUGUCCUAUGCCAAAAUAUUCCUGCAGGGUUUGCGUAGUUUCCAGGACGGAGGAGGAACAAGCUAGAACUCUUGAGCAACAACAGGUAGUUGAUAAAAAAGAGGGCAAGAGUGAACAAGUUUCUUCAGAGGUUACAAAUAGCCAACCAGAUAUUUUGUCUUCUGUUAAAGUUGUUUCUGAAUAUCCAGAAGAUUCUAGUAUGUUGGCAAGCUGUGGUGAAAAUGUGCACGAAGCCAAUGACCCUGAGCCAGCAGAGGCCUCACAACUUGAAGAUAAUCAAGAUGUGCACAUGAAAUGUAGCUUUCUGGGACUUCCCUUAUCAUUAGGAUUUGCCUUUCAACUCGUGCAGCUCUUUGGUUCUCCGGGUCUUCCACUGGAAUCCUUGUUGCCAGAUGAUUAUAUAGUUCCUCUUGACUGGAAAGUUUCAAAGAUGAUCUAUUUACUGUGGAAGACCUCUGUGGAGGAGAAACAAAAAGCAAAUGGAUUGCAGAAUGGAAAUGCCUUGGCUGAUGAUAUUAUUGGUCUUGAAGAUCUAAAUGAAGAUGGCCAAGAGAACCAAGGCUCUUCUGAAACACUUCCAGGAAUGGAGCUGUUUCAAGGGGUGAUAGAGGAGAACACCAUGACUGAUGCUAGCACUGGCUGUCUGGAUGCUGUGUUUCAUAAAUCAUGAUUGACCAUCUUAAAUUCUGCAUGAAGGAAAAGAAACCUCGUUUGAUUCCACCAUGGAAGAACUUCCGUUGGCCACCAAAGAUUUUAAAUGUGAGAAAUAACCUGGAAGAAAGUAACCACGGUAGAUGUUUUGUUGUGAAUCUUUGGCCAUAUUCCCCCAACCCCCCACAGUCUCCCAAUACCAACCUUGUGUGUGGCAAAAGGUCACUUUCUGAAGCCAUUUGGGAUUUAUAACCUUCUCAGCACAUCCUCGAGUGCAGUACAAAGAGAUUGUGAGCAGAGACCAGUAAGCAGAAAGGAGGUGCCUGUCGGCCUGAGGCGUGAGCUUCAGGCUCUGGUAUUUAAUUCACCUGUAUCAGGAUGCCAGAUGUUGUCACGUGAACUGGUAGUGAUGCCUACCUGCAGGGAGAGGUUUCUGCCUGUUUCUCUGCUGUUCAUUAGGUGUCUUACCCUACUUCUGCCUGCUCUUACCUUUCAUCCUGUCCCUCAUAAUUACGUCCCAAUCGCUUUACAAUGUCAAGUGGAAUAAGUCUUCAUCAGUUACUCCUAUUCCUUCAUCCACAGAUGCACACCUUACCUUGUUUUCUCCUGAAACCAGGCUUAAUGCUUCCCUCUGACUGGACUCACUGGGGACUAUAAAAAUAAGGAGAAAAUUUCACUAUAGACCUGAUUCAAAGACAGUGUUUUGUGGUAGAGUGAUAAGACCUAUAACUAACAUUGGUAAUCAGUGAUUUGAUGGUUCUGUUAGUGGUAUUCCUUAUUCCAUUUUUUUUACUUAACAUUCUUAUGAUGUGAGGAGAGACUUAAGCUAAGAAGAGUUGCUUCUUUUUUUUCCUGUUUCUUUUUUUUUUUUAAUAUUGGGUUUUUCUUUCAAAAUUAAGUGUGAUGUUUAUUCCUCAGCUAGAACAGUAACCUUACUGAUAACAACUCUGUUACUGAGGAAAUUAUCCCAGUAACAUGAGUGGAGUGUUGAUUUCCUAGGGGAAAUGAGCAGCAGAAAUCAAUAAAACCUCAACAGUAAAAAUCUAAACUUCUGCUCAUAUAAAUGUCUAUGUAAGGCCCAGAGAGGUAUCAGAAAAGUCGGAAAUAUUUACAUAUGUAGAGUGAGCUAAAUUAUGUAGGUGAUGAAUUUCAACCCAUGUUCUUAAAAUACAAUUUCAUGGUCUGGGUUUUUUUUUUGUUUGUUUGUUUUAAGGUGUGAUUGAAUUCAUCUAAGUUCUUUUUUUCUGUGAAGGCUGUAAACAGGGCAAGCCGCCUGCACCAGCGCUCUGUUGCUUUUCUGGAGAAGCAUAAAACUACCCUGAUGUAUUGCUGUGGUCCAUAAAACGUGACAUGUUCUUUAAAGUGGUGCUUGUGAUUCCUGGGACUGGAGUGCUGAGGGUAGACCUAGUUGAUGAUGCUGAGGUGGCUGGUGCUUUCACCUGCAGAAGGAUGUGAGUGUAAUCGCAAACAGGAGUAGGAAAGCAGAAAGCAGGAGGUGUGGUGUGAUGGACCAGAAAGAGCAGGGGCUAUGGGGGGCAGAAGGAUUGUGAAGGAUCGCUAUUUAUGAGAAAAAUCAGGAGUGCCUGCAGAAAUAGCAAGUAACAAAAAUGAGACAGGCAGCAGAGAAUGGAGGGAGGUGAAAGGACAAAUCAGAAGACACCUAAUAAUAUAAUAAUUAAGGAGAAAAUUAAUCAGAAGGAGCAGUCUUUGUCAAUUAUGAGAUAAACUGUCACACAUAAGGCUGGAAAUUUCUUUGUAGUGAGAGGGAGUGGCAGAAAAGACAACUAACACCUCACUUCGGGUGAAAAGUGUGAGAAAAGAUCGAUGAGAAGAGGAGAAGCCAGGAAGAUUAGGUUGCACGUUCUUAUCAGUAGUAAUACUUCCCACUUCUGCAGCUUCCUGAUCCGGAAUGUUUAUCCAUUUAUUCAUUCAUCUCCUCUGUCUCAUCGUUCCCCGCACCCUUUUCGUUGUGCACCAGCUGAAGAGCCGUUACCAGACUGCAGUCAUGCUGAACCUCCACCGUCAUCUAAAUGGCUGGUGUGUCCCCACUCUCCACUCACAACAAAUACUGCGUAUAUGUGUAAGCAGUUAAAGAUGUAUGUAUUUCUAAAUUAAUAUUGUACCAUUGGCAAAAUUUAUUGGCUGCACUUUUUUUCAUGUAUUUCUCAUGAACAUGUGUGACUUUUUCCUUUCCUUGUUUGGAAACAUGCUGCUCUUCUGUCAGCAGAAUGUUAUGCAGAAUGUGAUGGGGAGGAGGAAGGUAAUUCACGCUGGCCACAACCACAGUGUCGGACUUACCUGAGUGGCAACAGAAAGUUAGUUUGAUUUCAAGAAAAUGUUGUUCAAGGGUUAAUAUUUUCUUCCUAGUUUUAUUUAUUGAGAGAGAGAUCUGAAUGCCUUUAUUUUCUGUAACUGAAUACUGACCUUCCAGAAUGCUUAAAAUAAAACAGUUUUCAAAA
Messenger RNA from Phalacrocorax carbo (great cormorant), 6554 nucleotides. The record is from RefSeq and is a predicted model, not a curated record. NCBI's taxonomy places the organism in Eukaryota, Metazoa, Chordata, Aves, Suliformes, Phalacrocoracidae.